GCGGCUGCCCUGACGUGGGCUGCAGCUGCACAAGCUGUCUGUUGAUCGCUUAUGUGGCUUAUUAACACCCCGAGUUUAUUAUAAGCCGGGUGGAUUUCUCUGGGCGACUUAAGCUGCUGUCACCGAGGAGAGAUACCCAAGAGUCUGACGGCAGACACUUUGACCCCACGGGCAUGUCGUAAGCUUUUAUCCGGCGGCUGACUUAAAACUGAGAAUAGGCUUUUUCAAAUGUAGCAUGCUAGCUAGCAAGUUGCGUCGCGUACAGCGUAACACAGCCGUUUUUGUUCUGCUCCUGGAACAGCCCCUGCAUGACAAAUGAGCACAAGUGGGAAGCAUAGGUAGGUGGCAAGACGGCAACAGCGGUCGUUUUUGUUGGAAGGAAGAAAAAAAAACAGAAAACGUGUCGGGAGUCAAUCGCUGGUUGGCUAUCCUGAGCCCCCGGGGCUAACCCCCGGUCGCCGACGGAAUUAAUGGCCGGAAAUCCGAGGAGGGGCGCCGGUCUCAUCGGCUUGAUGAAGGACGCCUUUCAGCCCCACCAGCAGCCUCUGCAGCCUCACCAGCCUGCAGUGGUCGAUAAGAAAAUGGUGGAGAAAUGCUGGAAACUCAUGGAUAAGGUGGUGCGCUUGUGCCAGAACCCAAAGGUGGCGCUGAAGAACAGCCCGCCCUACAUCCUGGACCUGCUGCCGGACACCUACCAGCACCUACGCACCGUUCUGUCGCGGUACGAGGGCAAAAUGGAGAUCCUCGGGGAGAACGAGUAUUUCCGCGUGGUCAUGGAGAACUUGACCAACAAGACGAAGCAGACCAUGAGCCUUUUUAAGGAGGCCAAGGAGAGGAUGUUCGAGGAGAACUCCCAGCCCAGGCGGAACCUCACCAAGCUGUCUCUGAUCUUCAGUCACAUGCUCGCAGAGCUAAAAGCCAUCUUCCCCAAUGGCUUAUUUCAGGGGGACAACUUCAGGAUCACCAAAGCUGAUGCUGCAGAAUUUUGGAGAAGGUCAUUCGGGGACAAGACCAUAGUGCCAUGGAGGACAUUUCGCCAGGCUCUCCACGAGUUUCACCCAAUCAGCUCGGGCCUGGAGGCCAUGGCUCUCAAGUCCACCAUCGACCUCACGUGCAACGACUACAUCUCCGUCUUUGAGUUCGACAUCUUCACCCGGCUCUUCCAGCCAUGGUCGUCUCUUCUAAGGAACUGGAACAGCCUGGCGGUCACACACCCGGGUUACAUGGCCUUCCUCACCUACGACGAGGUCAAGGCCCGACUGCACAGGUUCAUCCACAAACCCGGCAGCUACAUCUUCAGGCUGAGCUGCACUCGGCUGGGCCAGUGGGCCAUUGGCUACGUGACAGCUGAUGGGAACAUCCUGCAGACCAUCCCCCAUAACAAACCCCUCUUCCAAGCCCUCAUUGAUGGAUACAGAGAGGGAUUCUACCUGUUCCCAGAUGGCCGUGCACAGAACCCGGACCUAACAGGGCUGUGUGAACCUUCUCCACAGGACCACAUCAAAGUCACUCAGGAGCAGUAUGAGCUUUACUGUGAGAUGGGCUCCACCUUCCAGCUCUGCAAGAUCUGUGCAGAGAACGACAAAGAUGUGAAGAUAGAGCCCUGCAGACAUCUGAUGUGCACUUCCUGUCUGACGGCGUGGCAGGAGUCGGAGGGCCAGGGCUGCCCAUUCUGCCGCUGCGAGAUCAAAGGUACCGAGCCCAUCGUGGUGGACCCGUUCCACCCCAAGGCCAGCGGGGCUUCCUUUGCUGGGUUUCAGGGUUCCAGCAGAGCGGAGGCGGCCGCCAAUGACGAGGAGGAGGACGAUCGCCUGGAGGACCACCUAGUCAUGAGCAGGCUGGCCUGCACCAAGGUGGAGCGCCCACCCUCUCCAGUGUCUCAGCUGCCUCCAGUGCCCCCCAGGCUGGACCUGCUGCAGCAAAGACCCUCCAGCUCCCACAGCCCACAGACUCAGGGAGCCACAUCCAAAAUGGCAGCCACCCACAGAGACAAGCCUCUACCUCUGCCCCCAGCCCUCAGAGAGCUUCCCCCUCCCCCACCUCCCGAGCGCCCCUCCCUGGUCGGCCAGGACUGCAGACUCCAGAGGAGGCCGCUGCCGUCUACCCCUGACCAGGCGUCCUGGGCCUCCAACUACAUGGUGCCGCGUCCGGCCACCAAGGCCCCGCCUGCCCUGUCCGCCGCGCCUCCCAACAACGGCUCCAGUGGAGAGGGAAGCAAACCCCAGGCGGCCACCAACGUGGUCUACUGCCUGGCUGCGAGACCGCUGCUGGCGGCGGCCAGCGUGGAGAAGCCUUCGUCGGACUGUGAGGAGAACGAGUACAUGAGUCCCACCUCCCUUCCCGCCUCCGGUGCCCCUUGGGUAAUAACGGGCUCCUCGGUGCCCCCACCGCCGGUGCAGGCCAACCACCACAAUGACGUCAGCGAGGUUGCCGUCGGCGACUCGGAGGAGCCCAUCGUCUACGAGUCCAUGUGUAACAUCCAGGCGCAGGCGACCUCCUGUGAGGCGCCGCAGGCCUCUGAAUUGGAACCACCUCAGCAUCCGGCCGCGCUUCCCCGGGACAAGAAGGAGGAGGCCAUUGAGGAGGAUAUCUACGAGUACGACUGUCCCAGGCCCAUUCUCCCUCCCGCCCCCACCAGGAGGACCAUGUCGGACAUGGGCGGCCCCUCGGCGGCCUUCAGCUCUCUCAACAUUGACGCCGCAGUCGAAGCCGGUAUGUUUGCAGCAGGCGGCGAGCCCGAACGGCCCCCCAAACCACUCCCCCGGCGAGCCAACUCGGACCGGCGGCCUCGGCCCGUCAACCGGGAGAUGCCCGCUCCGCUGCCCGAGAUCCCCGGUCCCUCCUCUGCCUCUUCCUCCACCCCCCCUCCUCCUCCUCCUCUCGCCCCCCCUACGCCUGCGCCUCCCGCCGGAAGCCAGACCUUAAACGGGGAGAUCGAAUGCUUGGUGUCCCAAGGCUACUCCAUUCAGGACAUCCACAAAGCCCUGAUGAUCGCGCAGAACAACCUGGAGACGGCCAAGAACAUCCUCCGAGAGUUCGUCUCCAUCGCCACAUAGUGUCCCCCCCCCCCCCCCCAACCCCACCCCUCCUCCUGGUCUCCGUCUCAGUUUGUGCCAUUAUGAUGGAUAGCAUUUACCAAGCACUUUCCUGCAGGGCCACAAGUACUUGACUCCGAAGGGUCGGGUCCAGUAGCUGCGUUUGCGUUGCAUCGGGAGGCGACAUCACCUGCAGUCUUGAACUGCACAUGGUGUCACUUGCUUUUCUAAGUGGAGUUUUGUGUUUUUUUUUUUUAUAUAUAUUAUUUUGAUUAUCUUGGACCACUGUUACGCCGAUGUCAACCGUUGGGACAUGGAAAGACCUCAACCCUCUCGCUUACCCGUACUCUCCACGUGUUUAUUGAUUAUUUGUCCUUGUGGGCUCAGAAGUACGCGGCGGUCGCUCCGCUUUUGGCUUUCAGGAGCACAUUCGUCCGAUGCCACCUGAACGCAGCGUACAGGGAGAAUGCGAGCCUUUCGAUGUGAGCUCUCUUUAGCCCCCCCCCCCCCUCUGUUCCACCUUCUCUCGUUCAGUGUUGAAGUUCCAGGGACCGGUAGAAGGACCCUGCGUAUGGUCUUGGUUUCCGAUCCCGGUUCACCCUUCUGUUUGUUUGGUGCUUUUUACGGCUUCUCUGCAAAUGUGUGGCGUGCGAGUACAUGUAGCGGCGCUAGUGCUGUCGGGAGAAAAAUGAGUGAUUAACUCUGUGGCGUGCGUGUCUGUAUGUGUGCGCUCAGUGCUGAUGAAUGUGAACGCCGGCGUGCAGGGCUUGGAUCCGUACGCGUCGAUGGUAUUCGACACAUUGAACUUUAUUCCGUACGUCCUCUCGGCUCAACGGUGGAGCCGUUAUGAAAUAACACAAUUUAAUGUUACACUGAUGAAUUGUAGUUCUGACUGGCUGGAUUUUUACUGAAGUUUAAUUCCGUGAAUGCCUGCCACCCUCCCAGGUGGUGUGACGCUGAAGGUGGGUCUGCUUACUAUAAAGCUUCUUAUUAAUAAGCAAAAGGACUUUACGGGGAUGGUGCACAUUGGUUGAGGUGGGAACGUGAGAGGUACUUUUCCAUAAUGGGUUCACUACUUACAGUAGAUUGGGACAAAGGUACACCAAAAGAGAGAAUCGGUCACCACUUGGUGUUCUAAAUGUUCUCCUGCGACCAGACUCCAUUGACAAAAACACUCCUUUUAUCUUGUGCAGAACACAUGAGUUUCUGUUUGUUUAGUCGCUGGUUGGAUUGUUUGUGUUCUAGAAAAAGACUUUUUGUAAAUCCAAACCAACCCUUUAAAACACAAAGUCCCUGAACAACACAAAGCAACCAACCGGUCGAGGCAGUUUCAUUUAAAGGAGUCUUGUGGUUCUGCCCCCCCCCCCCUCCCCCUCCCCACGUGGAUGUGAUGUGAGCUCUGGUCAUGUACGCAGGCGAAGGGGUGCCCUCUGAGCCCUUAGCGGUGGUCUGAAUGUACGUAUUCAGCAAAUGAAUCGAUCAGCUCAAUAGGUUGUGUGUGUGCAGGCUCUGCCCGUGAAUAACGCUGACCGUGGGACCAGAUCUCCCAAUUUGUCCCCGUUUUAUUGAGACUGAGUGAGAACUCCAAAUAGUUCCCUGAAGUUGUGGACCACUCAGGUUUUUUGGAUUUCUUUCCAGCGGACCAAUAAAGAGCAGCUCUCACUGCCAGAAACGAGCCGAGAGCACGAGUCCACGUUCCCAUCUCAAACACAGACGAUCCCGUCAGGCUAUAGAGUACACAAAAAAAAAAAAAAAAAAAAAAAUCGAUCUUCAGUGGUCGCUUUUGAUUUCUGCAACGUUAACGUGCCUUCUGUCAAUCGCAACCUGCACACGCCAGCAGCAGACGAACCAAAACAAAUGACAUCUGCACCCUUUCUCGUUUUAUUUGGAGCCUUUUUUUCUGUAAGGAUUGUCAUAUUUAUUCAAAUUCAGUCACAAAAUAUCAAAUGUUGGACAAAAUGGUUGUGCGCUGUAUACAUCACAGUAAACGCACAAUAAUUGAAGCGCUUGUAUACUCUGUUUUCUUGCAAUCCGGAGGUACUAUUUACCAUUUACUAUACAAGACAUUUCUUUUCCUUUUUGUUAAUGAAUGCAUAAUGCAACCGUACUUUGCUGUUUCUGUACCGCAGUCUUGAAAGUCGAUACUAAUGUUGGCAGUUAGAUCCACAAAGGACUGCAGCUGCAAAGCCCCCCCCCCCCUCCCUCCCCCCAUUCUAGUCACAUGAUCACUUUUCUUCGUGCUGCGAUAUUUGCACCUCUGCUGCUGCUGUGUGCAGCGAUGACCUCUUCAGUUCAGAGAAUUUACAUGCGUUUUUUUUUCUUUUUUUUCCAACGUGCAUGUGAUUAAGUCACUAACGGAAUAGUGAAGAGAAAUGCCUUGCGUGUUGCAAAAAUAUUUUUUGCAGUAGUAGCUUAUUAAUAAUACAUUUACCUAACCGCUAACAUGACAUUUCUCUGGCGUGUAGAACAUUUGCUGCUUUUAACAACGAGGAGCAUUGCUGUCGGUGAUCGGAUGAAAACCAGGUUUUGUGGCUUCUUCUUCUAGGCGGUUCUGGCAUAUUAGUCAGACUGCACAUUUUAAAUUGCAUACAUUUUUUUUCUUAAAAGACAUUUUGAACUAUGUGGACAUGGCUGUAGAAUCCAGUCAGGCUCAAUGUGUUUUGAGUAACUUGAGAAACCAGUUGAUGUAAAAUAAUGAGGCAAAAACUCAAGUUUUUACAAGCAGAAACUGCACAUUGACCCCCCCAGCCCCCCUACACACACACACACACACACACACACACACACACACAGGGCUGAGUUUGUGGAGUCUGACGUUUGGUAGGUUGAUUUUUUUUUUUUUCUUUUUUUUUUUUAACUUGGGCGUUUAAAAAAAGCAGUGUUUAUGUGGUCCGUCCCAAAGGCUCCAACGGACCAACUCGACCACGAAAGAGCCGCCGUGUGAGGACACACCCCGCUGCCCCCCCCCCCCCCCCCACACACACACACACACACACACACACACACACACACACACACACUCCUCAGUCACCAGCCACAGCUGCUGGUGAGCGUUGUCAUGGUAACUAACAUUUUCAACAAGAACUUGCCUACUAAAAGUUGUCUUUAUUGUUUUGUAAUGGCCUUUUGUAAAUAUGAUUUUAUUUAUUGUCUUUAAUAUCCUCAGCAUUCGUUGUGUUGCCAUGUUUCAUGCCUAAGCCAUUAAGAUUUUUAAUUAAACAGUAUUUUCUUUAA
Messenger RNA from Pungitius pungitius (ninespine stickleback), 6269 nucleotides. Its product is annotated as E3 ubiquitin-protein ligase CBL-like. Gene Ontology annotation, biological process: cell surface receptor signaling pathway; negative regulation of epidermal growth factor-activated receptor activity. Gene Ontology annotation, molecular function: receptor tyrosine kinase binding; calcium ion binding; SH3 domain binding. Gene Ontology annotation, cellular component: membrane raft; plasma membrane. The record is from RefSeq and is a predicted model, not a curated record. The coding region runs from base 471 to 3056 and encodes 861 amino acids. The transcript has 15 exons. Lineage: Eukaryota; Metazoa; Chordata; Actinopteri; Perciformes; Gasterosteidae.